This is a messenger RNA of Prunus mume (Japanese apricot), 2166 nucleotides long. The record is from RefSeq and is a predicted model, not a curated record. NCBI's taxonomy places the organism in Eukaryota, Viridiplantae, Streptophyta, Magnoliopsida, Rosales, Rosaceae.
AUGGUUGUCCUAACAUUCAAAAAGCCGGCCUCUCAAGUAGACAGUAAAAAUGGUGUGGAAAACAUUGAGGCCGCUGAUACGAAGAGCCUGUUUUCCAUGACUGACACAGAAAUCUUGGAAGGCAUUUAUGCUACUCAUGUUGUUAGUCAUGAACACGAUAGGCUUGAUGUUCAUUCUCUUUUCUCCAUCACCGAAAGCAUCCUUAAGUGCUCAAAGCAGAUCGUCGAUAACAUUACGCAGAAGGUCCCCCGAGUACAUGCUGAAACCAUGGAUGGAAUAACUAUUACACCUGGCUUCAGCACGCCGUUGUGCGUUCUAAAGUCCAUUGUUCGCGAGGUGCCAUGUAAAGCUCCAGGUGAAAGUUAUGCCCACGACGCCACGCUGAAAAUACUUAACAAGGUGUCAAAGUAUUCAUGGGAAGCGAAGGCUGUGCUGGCUCUGGCGGCUUUUUCUUUGGAAUAUGGAGAGUUCUGGCUGAGUGCCCAGCAUCAACAGUCUGAUCAACUUGCCAUGUCUGUGGCAUUCCUUAAGGGAGUGCCAGUCCUUCUCAAGCCCGAAAACCUCGAGCAACGCGGCAAAGCUGUUGCUGAUCUCAACAAUGUGAUGAUGUCCACGUUGCAAGUGAUUGAUUGCAUCUUUCAAUUGGAGAAGCUUUCCAUUAGUCAUAACGAGGUAAAGGAGUUGAGAGAAAUCUUGGCAAGUGCAAGGAAAGAUAUCUCGGUGAAUGUCUAUUGGUGUAUCAUUACAAUGGUAGCUUGCGCCACUAAUGUCACCCUUCUUACUAGUAAUGAGGGGAAGUCACACGACCUUGUCCAGUAUACUCACAAGGUCACAAUCAUCCUCAAUAAGCUUAAACAACAGCUUAAGAUCUGCAAAGAGGAAAUAGAGAAGUUACAGACCUACACGAAGCUGAAGCAACUUUUCCAAAUUCCUACAGAAGUUAUGGAGGUUAUCAAGACCCUGAUUUUCUCCAAGGGUGAUGCGGAGACGACCAUUUUUAAUGGUUCUACUCAGAAAAUGGUUCAGGUGGACAUCCUAAGGACGAAGAAUGUGUUGUUGUUCAUUUCGAGCGUAGAUAUAUCUGAAGAUUACCUUUCUCUUCUCAUACCCAUCCAUGAUUCUCUAAAUGAAAAUGAUGAUUAUAAGAUAAUUUGGAUGCCAAUUGCGGAGGAGUGGACAGAAGAGCUGCAAGUCAAGUUUGAGAGCCUGCGGGUUAAGAUGCCAUGGUACACGGUAGGGCAGAUUAGUGCACAGGUAGCAGGCAUCAAAUACAUCAAGGAGGAUUGGAACUUCAAAGGUAAGCCUAUGCUGGUGGUGUUGAACACGAAAGGUCAACUCCAACAUUCGAACGCUCUGCACAUGAUUUCCAUAUGGGGACCCGAAGCCUUGCCUUUCACACAUAAAAGAGAAGAACAACUCUUGAGUUCUCUCCAAGAUACAUGGUUUGUUUCCGUAGUGGGCGCUAUUCACCCAUCUGUAUCAGAAUGGAUCGAGAAGGAGAAGUACAUUUUCUUUUACGGAGGGGAUUCCUCAUGGACGACUCAGUUCCAUGAGAAAGCAAGUGCAUUUAUAAAUGACGACGUCCUAACGAACUCAAAGAUUUAUAUGGAGUUAUAUCAUGUGGGGAAGACCGCAGAUAGUAAGGGAGGGGAUGACAGCUUCAGCACCUUCUGGUCCGCCAUAGAAACCAUGUUUCAUAUCAAGGUUCACAAUAAGCAGUUUGAUGACGUGGCAAAACAAGUUCAGAAGCUGCUUUCCUACAAAAAUGAUAAGAGUGGAUGGGCUGUGCUUGUGCAAGGCCGUAAGCUUGUGACCAUUGCCGCUGGUUCCACAAUCUAUAGUGUUUUGGAGCACUAUCCCCAGUGGGGUCCUAACGUAACAAUAACAGUAGAAAGUUUGGGAACUUGUAUUAAUGGCGAGCAUGAGAAGGAGAAGCAGAAGGAGGUUGAACUAACUGGUCACGCCUGCAGUUGUUUUAACAUCUCAAGCGUUGCCGGAAGCACCCUAGAGGCCAUGGUAUGUGUCGAGUGUGGCAAUCCCAUGGAGACAUUCAUCAGCUAUAAGUGCUGCCAUGUCAAGAAGAAGGGUAAGCACACAAUGAUAAUUAAAAUCAAAGUUAUGUACGGUCCAACCAAGUACAGGAAGUUGCAUACACGUGUUAUAUGA